AUGAAUACGUCUGGCGAUGACAAUUCAACAACAAUGCAAAGACCAUUAUUGGAAGUGACUGCAGCAGAUGCAUCUAGAGAACAAAUCAUAGCAUUUGUAAAUCCAAAAUCUGGUGGUUUACAAGGUCAAACUGUAUUGGAACAAUUACGAUCUCAAUUAGGUGAACAAAAUGUAUAUGAUCUUGUACAAGAUCAUGGACCACAAAAAGGUUUAAAAGAUAAUCAAGAUGUAAAAAAUUUACGAAUCAUUGCAUGUGGUGGUGAUGGAACAGUUGGCUGGGUUCUAUCUGCACUUGAUACGACUCCAAUGCAAUAUAUGGAUUUAGUUAGCGUUGGUGUUGUUCCGUUAGGUACUGGAAAUGAUAUGGCGCGUUUUCUUGGUUGGGGUGUUGGUUAUCGUGGUGAAGAUUUAGCACCCAUGAUUCAAACUUUAGGUAAUUCAGAAUCUCGUCUACUUGAUCGCUGGCAAAUUGAUGUAAAACCUACUGCACAUACUGGUGUUUCUAGCUUAAAAAUCCCUCAACCUGUUUUUAAUAAUUAUCUAAGUUUUGGUGCAGAUGCACAAAUUGCUCUUGAUUUUCAUGAAAAACGUAAUGCAAGUCCACGUCGUUAUGCGAAUCGUAUAUUUAAUAAAUUAGCUUAUGGCUGUAUUAGUUGCAAUACAUUUUUUGAUCGUCGAUAUCUAUUUGGCAAUAUUGCCAAUUAUUUUGAAUUGCAUGUUGAUGGAAGAAAUAUGAAUGAGGAUUUAUUUCGUUUUCGCCCUGACGCUAUACUUAUAUUAAACAUUGCAUCGUAUGCAGCUGGUACCAAUCCAUGGCAAGGUGAUUACGAUACUCUUUGGUGUGCACAUUCACAAGCAGAUGAUGACCGAUUUCGUGAACAAAGCUGUUCCGACGGUUAUUUAGAAAUCGUCGGUUUUAAACAUUUUGAAUUAGCGAGAAUUCGAUUAGGAAGACGUGGUCAUCGAAUGGCACAAGGUAGCGAAAUAAAAUUAACUAUUCGACGAGAUCUACCAAUGGAAAUAGAUGGUGAACCAUUUUUACUUGGACCAUGUCAGAUUGUAAUAACACGUAAAAAUCAAGCUCGAAUGAUUAUUACUGAAAGAAGUAAAGCAGCUCAACAAGUUCAGUCAAAACGAGUUUGA
Messenger RNA from Rotaria socialis, 1143 nucleotides. The record is from the annotation of a GenBank genome assembly. Lineage: Eukaryota; Metazoa; Rotifera; Eurotatoria; Philodinida; Philodinidae.